This is a messenger RNA of Aaosphaeria arxii CBS 175.79, 1547 nucleotides long. RefSeq lists its product as uncharacterized. The transcript is spliced from 2 exons. Lineage: Eukaryota; Fungi; Ascomycota; Dothideomycetes; Pleosporales. The coding region runs from base 161 to 1171 and encodes 336 amino acids. The record is from RefSeq and is a predicted model, not a curated record. Gene Ontology annotation, molecular function: catalytic activity.
CCCCAGUCUGUCUACCAAUUUAAAUACGACGAAGCCUACUUGCCAGGUCAGUUAUGUUCGUGUGAAGACAUCUUUAUUAUAUUUAGACUUGACGGGGACGGCGUCGUGAACGCUGAAUACAUUGUCUUCGUCAUGCAUUUCCUUCUAUCAGAAUAUCAACAUGUCUUCAGCAUCGUUCCGUAUCAUCUCUACCAUACGCUAUGACUCGCUGCUAUUGCAAUCCGAAGAGAACUCCUCACUGAGCUUCACUUCGCCAUCGCCAAUUUAUAUGCUGGUCUACCAUCGCGAUAGACUCAUGGAAGCAGCACAGCACUUCGAGUUCCCCGCCGUCGUCGAACGACUGCAAGAUGGGAAGUCAUUCCAUGAAGAUCUAUCCAAAGCAGUGCAAGACUGGAAAUCCCAUAGCAAACAAGGCGGCGAACAAGAUUCACCCCUGAAACUCCGGGUACUCUUCUCAAAAGACGGAACCCUCGCCGUCGAAUGCACACCAACGCCAGCACUGCCACUCACCUCACUCUACCCCCCAUCUCUCGACCCUCCGCGACGCAGCGACGUCUCGCGGCAAACUCGGCCCUUCAAACCAUCCCCACUGACAGGCGGAGCCCUGGACCUCGGACCCGCGCAGAGUCUGCCGACGCCCAAAGACGACCCCUGGACGUGGAAACUCAAGCUCGACACGGCUCCUACGUCGACCUGCCCUGCUACUCUGCUGAAAACCACGGCGCGGGACUUGUACAAUGUCUCCCGGUCUCGGGCCCUGCCCACCCACCCGACCGCCCCUACGAGGGUGGAGACGAUCAUGUAUAACGAAUGCAACGAGUUCACGGAAGGGUCCAUCACUUCUCUUUAUUUCUACCGCGGUGGACGAUGGGUAACUCCGCCGGUGGGUGUCCCCGCCGGCCAAUUGAGCGCAGAAACUCUGCAGAGCAGUGAGGAUGGGGAAAGAUGGGAUGAAGGGGAGUUGAGAAGGCCCUUUGCUGGACGGUGGGGCCAUAGCGUGAGGAGUUCAAAGGUUGGAGCCGGAGGACAGAGGGGUACGACGAGAAGAUGGGCUCUCUUGAAGGGGAUGUGCAUGGAAGAGCCGAUCAGCGUAGAUACUCUUGAGGUUGGAGAGGGGGUGUGGGUGAGCAACGGAGUGAUUGGAUUUGGGUUUGGUAGAGUUGUGGAAUAGUCAACAUACUAUACUACCUCACGGAUUAUGUAGUGAUUUAGAAAGGAUGCGUGGGUACAGUUUCUGUCGCUUUCCGAUCGUUUGGAAUGGCCAUUAUUAGUGACAGAUCUAUCUUCAUCCGCCCACGCUCUCCACGCUCUCCGAUGGCAGAAUCGACCGAUCGGUCGGACUACCUCUCUCAUGCCUGUCCAUGGUACAUAUACAUUAAGGUACAGUACGUACGCCAACGCCACUCUUCUCGGGAUGAAAAGAAUUCUAGAGACGGGGGGAGAGUCUAGGUGGGUGUGUUGUAAGUGAGAGAGUGCUGUGUGUUGUAAGAGAUUGUUGUGAGUGUUGUGAGAGAGUUUGUUGCGAGUGUUGUGAGAGAGUUUGUUGU